AUGGGACGUAAAAAGAUCAAGAUCCAACCCAUCAAGGAGGAUCGCAACCGAUCCGUCACCUAUCUCAAGCGCAAGGCCGGCCUCUUCAAAAAGGCGCACGAGCUUGCCGUCUUGACCGACUCACAGGUUGCUGUCAUCGUCUUUGGUCACAAUGGCAAGCUUGCCGAAUUCUGCUCUACCGACAUUGACCUCCUGCUUUUGCGAUAUACUGAGUACGACGGAAUUGCCGAGAGGAAAGGACCGCGUAACUACCUCCACUUGGACAAAGAUUCGGACGACAACGACGACGACGACAACGACAACGAUGAAAAUGACAAUGACAGCGCCGACGGCCCAAAUGAACACUUUGCAGAUCCAAAUCGCGCAAACGGUCGAGAGACAGCUGGUGGAAGCGGUAGGAACGCCAAGGGCUUGAGUGGUACCAAGCGUAAAUCCGAGCAUAGAUCACCCUCAGGACGCAGCAAUGGUUUCAAUCCUUCAAGCGUAGCCGCAGCUGCAGCCUCUUCGAGUCUAGGCGCUGGUUUCGAUAUCGCCACUGGACCGAGCGCCAAGCAGACCCUCAAUGCCGCCAUUCGUCAGAAGAGUCAGAACCAUUCCUCCACCCAUUCGACCUCGGUGGCUGCAGACUUUGUUCCAACCCAAGGCGUCUACCAUUCGGUACCAUUUGGCCAUGCUACCAUGCCCGAUCCCGGCAUGCAGCACGAGCACAGCGUAAUGGGUGCAUCGAUGACCUCCAUGGCACCAAAGAUGUCUUCUCCAGCAAUGCCAGAGGCAAAUAACAGAGUGACCGGACAAGCCACCAGUAGCAGCAGCGCGUCAGCAAACCCGACCAGAGCUCAGGCGAUCGCCAACAUGUCGAUAUGCAUGCCCACCGACGACCGCAUUCCCAGCUUUAUCUCGCCUACCAUACCUGGGUUCGGCUUGACUCCCGGAGGAACUGUGGUGACGCCAGGCGGAAGGCGAUUUAGCUUCUCGGACGUCUUGUCGCGGAGUUGCACCAAUAUGACAGUGCAGCGACCAGUAACGGCGAGCUCCUCGCUCGUUCCGCAUCUCUUUCAUACCGAUACACUUUCCCUCACCGCAACUCCGCCGCAGGACGCAUCGCUGUCGGCAGUGUUGCGCUCCAGCUCACCUCUGAUAGCAAGACCGGCAACAACAGCAUUUCAUCGAUCGAUGACACCAACGUACAGUCAGGCAACGUACGCACCGACUUCGGAGGCUUCACUGGUACAUAACAACGCUUCGUCUUUCGGAGCUGACAUCAUUCGGCCCUUCACUGCCGCUGCCAACCUUGAGCUCGCCAGCUCAUCUAACCAUCUUGCCCUGCCGGUCGCAGAUUUCGCUCAGAGUGCCCAUGCGAGCUCAGCGUCUCCUGUCGCCCAUUCGUCUUCGGUGGGUGUCAGUACAACAGGAGGCUCGACCAGUGCCUUGAUCGCUAGCCCAUUUGUGGGUUCCAGCCUCAAAGCAUCAGCGACGCCCGAGCUCGUGUCACACAGCACCCAUCCAUUAGCGCGAGACAGCCUUGCUGCGUCGGUCUCGAGAUCAUCCAUGUCGACAGACAAAGAGACACCCCCUACACAUGGCGAUAGCGCGGGUGCCAACGAUGCGAGACUGGAUUCAAGCGCGAUAUGGUUCAAUCUGGGACAAAGCACAGAUGCAAAGUCGGACAAGACCAUGCCAGAGCAAGGUAGUCUCGUGCAGCCAGCGCCCAUCAAUGCGUCGCAGACAUUGGCUUCUAUCCCAUUCGACCUCAAGUUUCCGGCACAGCCGAUGCAGUAA
Messenger RNA from Mycosarcoma maydis (corn smut), 1779 nucleotides. RefSeq lists its product as uncharacterized. Gene Ontology annotation, molecular function: RNA polymerase II cis-regulatory region sequence-specific DNA binding; DNA-binding transcription factor activity, RNA polymerase II-specific; protein dimerization activity. The coding region runs from base 1 to 1779 and encodes 592 amino acids. The transcript has a single exon. Gene Ontology annotation, biological process: regulation of transcription by RNA polymerase II. The record is from RefSeq and is a predicted model, not a curated record. Lineage: Eukaryota; Fungi; Basidiomycota; Ustilaginomycetes; Ustilaginales.